AUGUCAGACCCAGAGCAGGACCAGAGGUUGAUCCUCCUGGAGAACCUGGCCACGGCGCUGCUGCGCGUCCGGGCCGACAAGUGGGCCAAGUUUGCGGCCAGCGAGGAGACCUCAGUCCUGCUGGACAAGUUCUUCAAGCAGCCAGAGCUGCUGGAGCUGGUGCUGGCGCUGACCCCGGCCGGGCAGCUCCAGCCCACUACCUCCUUCCCACCUGCCCUGAAGGGCAAGGCCUUCUACUGCGUGAAGAAGAAGGAGGAGAACAUCACCGGGGAGAACUGUCGGAGCGCGCUGCUGGUGGGAGACGUGGGCGCCUCGCCCGUGGAGCAGCUCAUCACCGUGCUGCUGGAGGUUGUGACCCCUCUGCUCCUGAGCCAGGAUGAGGGGCUGAACUGGCCCAGGAUUGUGGCGGAGGACAUCGUGCACCACACUCAGCAGCUGCAGAACAAGAUGUUCAUGAUGACUGGCAAGAUCCAGGGGAAGCCACUGCUCCCACUGCCCGAGCAUCUGGUCAGCUGGGAGGACUCAGGCGCCGCCCUGGACUGCCUGGUGGGGCCCAUCGAUGGCACAGUGCUGCACUCCAUCGAGACCGUGGUCAUCGAGUGGUUCCAGCUGGUUGAGGAGAUCUUCAGCCGGGACCCAGCGCAGCAGCUGCAGGAGGGGCUGCACCCCCUGCCCAAGGUGGAGUUUGAUUUCUGGCAGACCAGGGUGACCAGCCUGCAGUGCAUCAGUGAGCAGCUGGUGACACCCCAGGUGACAGGGCUGGCCAAGGCCCUGGAGAAGGCUGACAGCUGCUACUGGCCGUCGCUGCAGAACAUGAUCAGGGCCGUCAAUGGGGGUCUGGAGGAAGCCAAUGAUGUCAACCUGCACCUGCAGCCGCUGCAGGGGCUGCUGGAGGACAUGGAGCAAAUGGAGUACCCCGAGCUGCGGCCCUUGGUGCCCAAGGUGCUGUGCACCAUCUGCCUGCUCCGCGCCCACUGCGUGCACUACCACUCGCCUGCCCACAUAGCCCGCAUCCUGCAGGAGACCUGCAACUUCUUCAUCAGCCUGACCUACAAAUACCUGAACCCAGAGGACAUGAUGAAGGGGCUGCAAGGAGAGCCCCAGGAGACCCUGGAGGGACUCAAACACGCCAUCUCCAUCAUAGAGAAGUUCUUCCAGUCCUACAGCACCUACUGCUCUGAGCUAACGAGCACGUUCUUCCCGGAGCAGAAGGAGCUCUGGGAGUUUCCCCCGCCGCAGAUCUUUGGGAGGAUGGAUGCCUUCCUGCACAGGCUCAGGGCCAUCAAGGAGCUGUUCCAGGCAGCCAUCGAAUUCCAGAGGCUGGAGAAGACGGUGCUGGGAGGGGUGCGAGGAAACUUCCUUGGGACCUGGGUGCUGAGGAUCUCUGAGGAGAUCUGUGAAGCCACCAAGGCUUUUGCUGACUGCAAAUACGAUCCCCUGGAUCCCGAUGAAGAGGAGUGGAACACAGACUUUGCAGAGUUCCAGAAGAAGGUUGAGGAUGCGAACAAGCAGCUGGCUGCCAUCUUCUGCCAGGGCUUUGACGACUGCAACCGCCUGACAGCUGCUGUGAAGCUGGUGCACAUGUUUGCCACCGUGCUGGAGCGGCCCCUGAUCAAGGCUGAGGCUUCCCCCUGCUACCUGGCCCUGCUGGGGAUGUUCGAGGCCGAGCUGGAGAGCGUGAAGAUGCUGUACGACACGCGGUUCCUGACCCCGCCGCCGCCCGGGGGCGGCCCCGCCAUCCACAAGAACAUGCCGCCGGUGGCCGGGAAGCUGAAGUGGGCGCUGGAGCUGCAGCAGCGCCUGGAGGGGCCGCGCCAGGACCUGCUGGCCAUGAGGCACCCGGCCAUGGUGGGCGCCGAGGCUGAGCUGGUGUCCGGGAAGUACGAGGAGAUGAUGGGGCUGCUGCAGAGCUACAGACGGCGGAUCUACGAGGAAUGGGCGAGCGGGCCCGGCAAGGACUGCCACUUCAGCCUGGAGCAGCCGCUGCUGCAGCGGGACCCCGAGUCCGGCUUCCUCAGCGUCAACUUCAGCAAAGAGCUCUCGGCCGUCCUGCGGGAGGUGAAGUACCUGCACAUCCAGCAGCAGCAGGACAUCCCCACCAACGCUGAGAACCUCUUUGCCCAAAACGAGACCUUCCAAAAGAUAGGGGACAACCUGGCGCUCAUCGUGGGCUGGUACAACGAGGUGAAGCAGCAGCUGAUGCCAGUGGAGCAGCCACUGCUGGCAAAGGAGCGGGAGGCCCUGGAUGUCCGUCUGUCCAGUGCUGAGAAGACUCUAUUUUGGAGCCAUGAAGGUGUCAUGGAAUACAUCCAGGAGAUGAGGGAGACCCUGCACGACCUGCACAGACGAGUCCAGACAGCGAAGCUGAACCUGCAGAGCAUCACCCAGCUGAUGGAGGACUGUUCAGCCACUCCCUUGUUUGGAAGAAAGGACAACAAGGAAACGGCGCUCCUGGACCUCGAAGGCAGAGAAAACGCCAUAGCUCAGCGCCGUGCCCUCAUCGAGAGCACAGGCGAGAAGAUCCAGGGCAUGGUGCAGGAGAACGCAGAGAUGUUUAAGGCCGAUGUAGCCUCACGGAUAUGGCACAACUAUAUGGCACACAUCGACAAAAUCGUGCUGGAUGGGCUCUGCAUGCUCGUCCACAGGUCCCUGCAGCUGCUGCUCACCAACAUGGAACCCGAGGCCCCGGUGUCGCCGCUGUUCGAGGUGCGCAUGGAGCUGGCCGAGGGCCGCGUGCAGUACCAGCCCUCCCUGGAGGUGGGGGCCGGCGACAGCUUCCUGGUGCUGGUGGAGGGGCUGCUGGGGGACACGGAGGCGGUGGCAGCCUCCAUGCCGCGGCUGCUGGAGGGGGCCAUCAGCUACAAGGCGGCGCUGGAGGACCAGCAGGAUCUCCUGAGGAUGCAGGAGCACCUGAUGUCACUGGUGGUCAGCACCAUGGCAGAAGGUGAAGAAUUCAGUGCCAGCUUUGAGGAGCACUCCCACCUGUGGAAGGAGACCCCCGAUGAGUUCCUGCAGCGCUUCCUCACCUUGGACAGUGCCACUGAAGAGGGCGAGGCAGAGCCCAAAGGAGAGCCCAAAGGAGAGCCCAAAGCAGAGCCCAAAGCAGAGCCAGAGAAGCCCUUGGCGCCUGGGAUCGACGUGUUGGAGGCGCUGCAUGAAGACGUGCUGGAGUUUGAGGAAACCAGGGUGUUUGGGGGGUGGCUGCAGAGCGACUGCCGCCCCUUCAAGAAGGCGCUGCUCAGCGCCAUCAGGGGCCACAGCAUGGUGCUCCGGCAGUUCCUCGCCCACCACGUCACCAGCAGUCUCGAGGAGCUGCAGAAUUUCAUCAAAGAGUCCACUGCCGGCUUGAGUAAGCCUCUGGAGGAGGGAGACUAUGAAGGACUGGUGGAGGUGAUGGCGCACCUGGCGAAGGUCAGGGAGAGGCAGGAGGCCACGGACAUGAUGUUUGAGCCCCUGAAGGAGACGGUGGCGCUGCUCAAGACUUACGGGGACAAGAUGCCGGAGGAGAUCCACCUGCUGCUCCAGAAGCUGCCCGAGAGCUGGGACAACAACAAGAAGCUGUGCCUGCGGGUGUCGGAGAGCGCGGCGCCGCUGCAGGCGGCCGAGGCCGCCGUCAUCCGCAACAAGUGCCAGGACUUCGAGGUCCAGCAGCUCGCCUUCCGGGAGAGCUUCCAGGAAAAUGCUCCUUUCUCGUACACAGAACCAGAGCCCUACAAGUCACUGAACAAGCAACAUAAGAGCAUCACGGCCUUGGAGAAGGAAAUGGAAGCCCUGGCCUCCUCAGCUGCGCUGUUUGAGGUGUCAUUCCCAGAGUACAAACAGCUCAAAAUGUGCCGCAAGGAGCUGCGCCUGCUGAAGGACCUCUGGGACAUGGUCACCCUGGUGAACUUGAGCAUCACCAGCUGGAACACAACCAAGUGGGCAGAGCUCAACGUUGAGGAUAUGGAUAUUGAGUGCAAGAAAUUUGCUAAAGACAUCCGGGGUUUGGAUAAGGACGUGAAGGGCUGGAACGCGUUCACGGGGCUGGACAGCAGCGUGAAGAACAUGAUGACGUCCCUGCGCGCCGUGAGCGAGCUGCAGAACCCGGCCAUCAGGGACCGGCACUGGCAGGAGCUCAUGCACACAGCCAAGGUGGAGUUCACCAUGUCCGACAACACCACCCUGGCGGAUCUGCUGCAGCUCAACCUGCACAAGUUUGAGGAGGAGGUUCGCGGCAUUGUGGACAAAGCGACAAAGGAGGCCGGGAUGGAGAAGGGCUGGGGCCUCACCACGGCCCCCAGCUCAUCCUCCUGCCCCAACCACAGGUGCUGA
Molecule: messenger RNA, 4311 nt
Organism: Zonotrichia leucophrys gambelii
Lineage: Eukaryota; Metazoa; Chordata; Aves; Passeriformes; Passerellidae
Product: dynein axonemal heavy chain 17-like
Exons: 27
Coding region: 1-4311 (1436 amino acids)
Biological process (GO): cilium movement involved in cell motility
Cellular component (GO): axoneme; dynein complex; 9+2 motile cilium
Molecular function (GO): dynein intermediate chain binding; minus-end-directed microtubule motor activity; dynein light intermediate chain binding
Source: RefSeq, a predicted model, not a curated record